Messenger RNA from Dracunculus medinensis (Guinea worm), 198 nucleotides. Lineage: Eukaryota; Metazoa; Nematoda; Chromadorea; Rhabditida; Dracunculidae. The record is from the annotation of a GenBank genome assembly.
AUGCCUGGGACGUUUAAAGAAUCUAAUCAUGAAAUUGAAACUCAAAUCGCUUCUCCAGAUGACACAGAAGAAGCGAUAUAUAAAUAUUACAAAACUAAAGAAAUCUUUAGAGAAGCGUCAAUGAACGAAUUCAACAAACGAAUACCUGAGGAUGAUUUAAACGGAAUGAAAAAAGAAAGCUUCUUCGGAUUUAUAUGA